Petromyzon marinus (sea lamprey) is the source of this 687-nucleotide messenger RNA. Its product is annotated as endophilin-B1-like. The record is from RefSeq and is a predicted model, not a curated record. Gene Ontology annotation, molecular function: protein binding. Lineage: Eukaryota; Metazoa; Chordata; Hyperoartia; Petromyzontiformes; Petromyzontidae. Gene Ontology annotation, cellular component: cytoplasm.
CCCCCCCACCGCUACCCCAUUGGUCUAACGCCACCGCCACCACGACCACCAUCCGAGUGGCAUCGCCGCAACUUCCCUCACUUCGUCCCCAACUCCGCUACCGCUCUGAGGUCCACUCCGGAUUUUUGUUUCCACCCCCCGCGGGCCACCUCGUAGGGAACCUCUCAAGCGUCCUGCUCAGCGAUGGAGUUCAACGUGCGGAGGAUGGUGUCCGAUGCUGGGACCCUGAUCACGAGGGCUGUGCAGAUGGGCAGCGGGGAGCGGCCGCCGGAGCCCGUGGAGAGGGGAGAGGACGGAGCCGUGAUGGCCCAGAUGAUGGAGAGGGUGGAGGUGACGAGGAGACGCAGCGAGGGUCUGGUGCACCACGCGCAGGCCCUGCUGCAGCCGAACCCAAACCUCAGGCUGGAGGAGUUCUUCCUGGGCAAGUUGGACCGCAAGGCACCAGCUCGCGCCACCGCUCUGGAGCAGCUGGGGCAGGCCAUGACGGAGGCUGCCAACGACCUGGGCCCUGCCACUGCCUACGGCCGGGCGCUGCUGCGCUGCGGCGAGACUCAGCAGCGGCUCGGCCUGGCUCAGAGAGACUUCGCGCGAGCCGCCUCCACCACCUUCCUGCGUCCCCUGCAGAGCUUCCUCGACUCCGACUGCCGCGUCAUCGCGGCAAGUCGCACUCUCGCGAGACCGGGGUGA